CACAUACAGCGGCCGCAUCUCAUACCUACGUGUGCGAGUGCGACACAUAGAGAGAGAUACUUUUGAGGUACUUCGAGGCUUUCAAUAGGACUGUUACAGUUUCAUAAUGGAUUACGGACACGACAGUCUUGAGCCUUCCUUCACCUCACCUGAACCCUUGGUCGCCAGUGGAGGAAAUAUAGAUUCUCUGUGCGAAACUUAUUUUAAUGACGUUGGAUUUUAUCCCGAGGACCGGCAUUUCUGUCCACAGAAGACCAUGGAAGCCAAUAACUGGAGACUUGGGGCAGACCAAGCAUCCGAAGCGUACGAUGACUACGGCGCUUCGGCCUCCUACUACGACGUCAACGACUGGAAGCUUUCCGACGAAGCCCUCCACGACCUGAAGCCCUUCCUGCUGGUCGAGGAAGAGUGGUCUCCACAGCAAGAAAGCAAUUACGAAGCGCUAAGCUACGAGGCGUCAGACCUGCCACUUCAGAACCUAGAUAAUUUAGCGUUGGAUGACAAGCCAUACGACGGAUUUAAUGGUGAGCUUCGACAGUCUCUGUGCCCACCAUCCACUACAGAGUAUUCGUCUCCAGAGCCAAUGUACUCUUCCACCGGCGCCCACAUACCUGUUAACGAACCGCAGUUCAUCUCACAGCCUCCCAAUAUCCUGGAGAAAAUACCUUCAAAAAGAAAACGAGUUCGAGGUCCCAAAAACUGGGAGUUCCUGAUCCGGCUACUGGCAGACAAGCGAACGAACCCGUCUUUAAUUCGCUGGGAAGAUGAGUCUACGGCGACCUUCCGUCUGGUUCAGCCUGAAAAAAUCGCACAGAUGUGGUCCACACGAACGCCAGAUUCGCCUCCUUUAACUUAUAACAAUUUUGCUAGAGGUCUCAGGUACCACUAUAGCAGAGGCGCCUUACAACCAGUGUCAGAAAAGCAGCUGGUGUACUGAUGUGGGCCCAAGGCUCUCCAGUACCUGAUCGACCUGCGCAAGGGUUCUUCCUAUGAAGAUGUUUAGGAUG
Penaeus indicus is the source of this 1007-nucleotide messenger RNA. RefSeq lists its product as uncharacterized. The coding region runs from base 107 to 937 and encodes 276 amino acids. Gene Ontology annotation, biological process: cell differentiation; regulation of transcription by RNA polymerase II. Lineage: Eukaryota; Metazoa; Arthropoda; Malacostraca; Decapoda; Penaeidae. The transcript has 5 exons. Gene Ontology annotation, molecular function: sequence-specific DNA binding; DNA-binding transcription factor activity, RNA polymerase II-specific. Gene Ontology annotation, cellular component: nucleus. The record is from RefSeq and is a predicted model, not a curated record.